GAACAGGCACUAGAGAUGACACGGGCCGCUGCGGCCAGGCGCCUAGAGGGAGCGCGAGCAGCCCCGGGGGAAGCGAGUCCGCGAGUGGGGCUGACGCGUGCGCACGGCCGACCGCCCGGCUUCGGUUCCCCUGUUUCUUGGCCUGCGGCGCCGACUGAGCCGGGGCAGCACGCGAUGGCCGUGGGCACGGGUACCUCGCUGGCGCUGUCCUCCCUCCUGUCGCUGCUGCUCUUCGCCGGGAUGCAGACGUACAGCCGGCAGCUGGCGUCCACCGAGUGGCUCACCAUCCAGGGGGGCCUGCUGGGCUCCGGCCUGUUCGUCUUCUCGCUCACCGCCUUCAAUAAUCUGGAGAAUCUGGUUUUUGGCAAAGGAUUCCAAGCAAAGAUCUUCCCCGAGACUCUUCUCUGCCUCCUGCUGGCUCUCCUUGCAUCUGGCCUCAUUCACCGAGUCUGCGUCACCACCUGCUUCAUCUUCUCCAUGGUCGGCCUGUACUACAUCAACAAGAUCUCCUCCACCCUGUACCAGGCAGCGGCUCCUGUCCUCACCCCAGCCAGGGUCACGGGGAAGGGCAAGAAGAGAAAUUGACCCUGAAUGUCUAAUAAGUUGAUCUUUGUAGUCCCGGGA
Messenger RNA from Lutra lutra (Eurasian river otter), 624 nucleotides. RefSeq names its product keratinocyte associated protein 2 (gene KRTCAP2). Lineage: Eukaryota; Metazoa; Chordata; Mammalia; Carnivora; Mustelidae. The record is from RefSeq and is a predicted model, not a curated record. The transcript is spliced from 6 exons. Bases 16 to 585 code for a protein of 189 amino acids.